CUUUUAAAGCAUCUCACUCCUCAUCUCUCUCACAGGCUCACUUUCCAGUGAACAGUUCCAUCAGUUCCUCCUCCCUGCCUGCUUAUCUCCUCCCCUCACUGUCACUGUGCGCCACAAACUGAGGUGGGUCUUAUUUACACUCUCUCCCUUCUCUCCCUUCACUCUUUACUCUCAAGACACAAUGGGGUUGACAGCACUGUGCGUAUUUGGAACCCUGCUGGCCUUCUCGAGCCUCUUUUGGACCACAGCAGACUCUGGUGAAGGAGACCUCCUGGGGGAUAAGGAAUAUGGGCCCUGCGUUGCAACCUUGAGGCCUGAGGGGAUGUGCAGACAGGGGGAGGAUGAGCACAUGUGCCCCUAUCUAUUCAGUCUGCCACCGUUGACUGUUCAUUUGCCAAAGCAGCUUACAGAGCUGGAGAAGAUCAGGAAGGAUCUGCAUAAGCUGAAGGACGAUGUGGAUCAACUGAGGAAAAUGUGUGCAGACUGUACAGUAAGCCAAAGUGAGAGAGAGUGUGGGAGGCAAAGUGAGAGAGAGCAUGGGAAUCUGAAUGAGGGUAUGGAUAGACAUAAGGAUGAGAGGAACUGGAUGAAUGAGAGAGCUCCUGAGACACUGAAAGAUUUCAGACAAGAGUGUGAAACAGACAAGGUUACAGUGGAAGGGGAUAGUGACACUGACGCAGAAAAAAGAACAAUUAUGGAUGAGACAGAAAGAAAGGAAUGGGAAUCCAAAAGAGGUAGCCAUAUAGAAACCAUAACAGAAAAUGAGAAAGAAGAAACCUUAAAAGAACUGGCAGAAAAGGAUGGAAAAAAUAAAUCGGAGCAGGCAAAAGGAAAGGACAGGUGGGGGUGGGCAAAAGUGCCAAAUGCUGGUGGAAAGAAGCGAUUAGUGGGACAAAAGACGGUUGGAAAAAACAACAGGGAGACAGACACAGACAGAAAUAAAGAAAAAGAUAGAAAAGGAUCUUCAAAGAGAGAUCAAGAGGAUCAGUUGGAAAGAGGAAAAGGAAGAAAGACAACCACUAAUAUAGAAAAUAAGAAGAAAACACCAGAAAGUGACCAUCACCUGAAGCGAGACAAAAUAAAGGAAGAGAAUCAGACACAAACUGGUGAAGACAUCAGGGACCGUGAUGGAAUAAAGAUGCCUGAGGACCGUGAGCCGAAUAAGGAGAGAGAGCAGCACAGGGAGGAGAAGGACACAGAAACAGGAAAGGGAAUAAAAGCAAAGCAAAAUAAUGAUACACAAAAACAGAUUGGAAGCUCUGGGCAUGCAGAAAAAGAUACAAGUAUAAAACAGGAGGAGGUGGAAGAGGAGGAGGACAGAGAGACAGAUAAAGAGAUCAAAUCAGAUGAAGAAAAAACAGUCCAGAGUGUACAGAGAGACAGUGAUGGACAAUUAGCAUCCAGCAAAGCAGCUGAGAGAACAGACUUUGUUUCAUUCCGCCCGACUCCUCAGUCGGCCAUUAGAUCAACUCUGAGGCAUGAUUCCGUGGACACUUCACAUUUGAUCACAAAUGUCAAUCUAGGGACCAUGAUAACUGCUUAUGGACCACCAACCCAAAGCACAGACCUUGGAGCAGCUGGCACCUCUGAUGCAGAGGCAGACUUUAGGACCGUGGAUAGCCCAACAACGACAGACACAGUAAGCGCACUGGGUGGUUCUGAGCAUCAGAUAACCAGCACCACUGCUAGGUUCACCUCUACGACUAGCAUAAGACCUGGGGAGGGUUUCCAGGGUCGAGUUAGCUCAACUAAAACCACUGCUACUCCCAGUCAGAACUUGUAUACAACUACAUUCCCAGAAAUCACAGACCACAGCACUGGGACUGCUAAAAAGAACAUCAGCUCAAACACUACGGAUGGGAUAAUAUCUCCACCAGACCUGAAGCCUGGAGAACAGCAUAAACAAACACUAAAGCAUCCUAAGAAUGACCAUAAACAUGACCAAGUUCCUUUGCCUGGCAAAAAAACAAAACAAGACCAAAAUCAGAGGCCUUCUCAGGAAAAACCCAGAACCAGCCAAAACUCUAAACCUAGCAGUGACAAUAUACAAGUUCAAAUUUCAAAACAUGACCAGAGAGCUCCACCUGAUAAUGUAACAGCUGAUCAAAAUGUAAAAAACAAUCAAACAUCUAAACAUAAUCAUGUAGAUGCUCAAAACAAGUUACCUUUGCAAAAGCCAAACUUUCAGCAAACAUCUAAGCCUCCUGUCCAAAGAGCUACAUCUCAUCAAACACCUGUAACUAACCGGCAGCCUGAAUUUGUUGAAAGCCCAAUUAUUAAUCAAAACUCAAAACCAGACAAAGAACAGCAUCAUACUCUUGAAACUGACAAGGCUGAGGAAAACCAAAUGCCUGAGAGAAAAAUGAAAAGUGAAGAAAAAAGAAAGAAACAAGGACCUGAGCUAAGCCAACAUUUCACACCUGUUCAAGUGCCUAAAUCUGAAAGAACUGAAACAACAAGCCUCAUGCCAAAAACUGACCUAGAGCCAGUGACAGAAUUAAUGGAGAACUCGGAUGGAAGUUCAUCUCCUGAGCCUAAAUAUGACCGAGACUCAACACCUGGACAAAAGCUAACACCUGACCAUGCUAAUAUAUAUGUUAAACCCGGCCAGAACAUUUCUAAAGUUAAACAAAAGCCUACACCUGGCCACACACCUGACCCUAACCAAGAACAUCCAGUGCUUGUGACAGGCCAAACGACUAAACCACAAAUAAACAACAACCAGACAGCACAAACCAAUCAAGGGCUUAAAACACCUAGCUCUGAACAAAUGUCUAAUCUUAACCCAAAAUCUGUGCCCAAUGAAACACCUGGAGCAGAAUCCAAUAAAAGAGCCACACCAAGGCCUCCAUCCAGUCACAAACCACUGACUAGACCUAUACCCAAGCCAGGAGCAACACCUGUUCAAAGGCCAGAACCAGCAGAGCAACCAAAGCCAAGUCCAAAGACCAAAACAGAUUUAAAUCUUCCUCAUAUCAGCGUGACUACUUCAGACAUCAUCCAAAAUGCUCAACCUACAUCUGACCCAGCAAAACAGAUUAGUGAAUUGACUCAUUCCCCAGGGGAGACAGGAAUCAGUCCCAGCACUAUGAAAACUAUCACCCCGGGUCCAAAGAUCUAUAACAGCCCGGAGCCCGGACCCUUCCCUCACCUCCAAACUUUCCUUGAAGCUUUCACAGCGAGCCCACGCAGCAGGACUACGUCUGAUCUGAGGCCACAAACAGCUGGUCAGCUAUCACCAAGACCAAUGACAACAAGACCAAAUAAAAUCAUGCGUGGGAUCCACCCAAUUGUUAUUCCUAGCACUAGGCCAGGAUCCACAAACCCAAAUCUAGCUUCUAAUACUGACUCCAGCUUACAAGCUAAAGUACAUCACAACAUGGAGGAAGCAGCACCCAGGCAAUCUCCAGAUCCAGACAAUAUUAUGUUUCCAGCUCCUUCCUCGGGUGCUCUAACCACCUCUACAGUGAGCCCUGACAUCAGGGCAACAACCACUGUUGAAUCUGGGCCCAAGUUCCUGGACACUGAAUCUUCCACUCCCAGUGCACGCGAGCUGCGUGUCAAAAUCAACCAGGUGGCUGUGUUGUUCAAUAACAGCCUGGGUCCAGAUGGAAAAGCACUGAACAGACGCCUAGAAAAGCACCAGAAGGAAAAGCAGGGAGGCAGCAGGCCUGACAGGACAGACAGCAAACUACCAACGCUGCUUUCAUCCAAAGUGAGCAGGGACUGUUCAGACCACCUACUCCGAGGAGAAACAAAAAGUGGAGUGUACAUGGUGACCCCUGACAUCCGCAGCAAAGGCUUCCGAGUCUUCUGUGACAUGGAGCUGGGUGGUGGAGGCUGGACCCUUCUGCAGCGGCGACAGGAUGGCAGCGUGAGCUUCAACCGCAGCUGGGCUGAGUACCGUUCAGGGUUUGGAAAUGUGGACAGAGGGGAGUUUUGGCUGGGCAACAACAUGAUCCACCUGCUGACUCGGGACAGGGACAUGGCGCUGCGGGUGGAGCUGGAGGACUUUAAAGGGCUGAGGGCGUAUGCGCAGUAUGAGCAGUUCAGGGUGGCAAGUGAGCGGCUGCGCUACAGACUGACAGUAGGCAGUUACUCUGGUACAGCAGGUGAUGCUCUCCACUUCAGCAAAAUGUAUGAUCACAACAACAGGGAGUUCACCACACCGGACAGGGACCACGACCGCUAUCCAUCUGGGAACUGCGGAGCCUAUUACAGCUCUGGCUGGUGGUUUGAUGCCUGCCUGGCUGCAAACCUCAAUGGGAGAUACUAUGUGGAGAAGUACAAAGGAAUCCGAAAUGGGAUUUUCUGGGGGACGUGGCAUAACAUAUUGACAGAGUAUUACCCCACCACUCACAGAAGGUCCUUUAAAACUGUCAAGAUGAUGAUAAGACCAAAGGGAUUUGUGCCAUAAGCUGUGACUCUGCCAGGGCACGUAUGAAAACAAAAUACACACAAAGGGUUUAACCCUUGGGAGGGCCUUACAUAUUCCAUCCAUAUAAGUCGAUAUCAAAGCUCCAAAUAUGACCCCAGGACCUCCAGAGGGUACAAUCUUCUACCAUAGUUUAUAGUUUUAACAAAACUUAUUAUACUCGCCACACAUUUACUGUACAUCAUUAACACAAUGCUGCCACCUUGUGGUGUUUGAUUUCACCAUAGCCUACUAUUUUGUUUACAGGUUACAGUAAUAGCCUUUAACAGUAACUGAGGAUGUAAAUAGUUUCACAUGUUAUACUUCUAAUUAAUCUUUUUAUAAUAUAAUCUUUUAAUGUUAAAUGUCAAUGUCAAGUGGAAUUCAUUUAAUGAUGAGAGAGAGAAAUCCACUUCUGAAGAGUUAUUUUUCUACUAAGACAGUCUAAAUCUGUUGUAACAAACUACUAUUUCUAUUACAGUACUAGAAGCUGUUUGGGAUAUGUGAUAAAUAUGGUUUGUUGAGAUAAAUAAAAUGAAUUUACAGAAAAGCUUUGCAUUCCUUUAUUUUUUGUCUGCUGAAAUUAAUGCAAACUAAAUUACAAUCAAUUCAGUAACAAGAAGAGUUUAGUCAACAUUACUAAGAAAGUAGCCACAGAUUCCUCACAGAUAUGACACUUGUGAGACAAAAGAGCAACAAAACAAAAGAUCUAAUUACAGAAACAGCUCCAUGCCGAGCUUUG
Molecule: messenger RNA, 5156 nt
Organism: Monopterus albus (swamp eel)
Lineage: Eukaryota; Metazoa; Chordata; Actinopteri; Synbranchiformes; Synbranchidae
Product: SH3 domain-containing protein C23A1.17-like
Exons: 2
Coding region: 182-4417 (1411 amino acids)
Biological process (GO): blood coagulation
Source: RefSeq, a predicted model, not a curated record